AUGGACCUAUUUUCUACAAUUGUUAAGGUUCUUAUGAUUAUUGGAAAGAAUGGCUCUAUAUCGGAUGAUAAGUGCAAAGCUCAAGAUUUGGAAGCUUGUUAUGUGCCUCAUGGAAGAUCAAAGCGUUUUGUUGAACAAGUUUCCUAUUGUCAUCAUUUUCGCAUUGAUGUGUUUAUAGAGGUAAUUGAUUUAUUACUUCAAGAAUUUGACAAUCGAUUUGAUGAAGUCAAUAUGGAGUUGAUCAGAUGCAUGACUUGCUUCAGUCCUAGAGAUGACUUCUCUUCUUUUGACAAAGAAAGUGUACUCAAACUUGCAACAUUUUAUCCUUCUGAUUUUUCAAGCAUUGAUUUGAGGUCUCUUGAUUGUCAACUUGAUAUAUUCAUGGAGGAUAUGAGAAGAGAUAAUGACUUUCAGAAUUUGCAAGAUCUUAGUUCUCUUUCAAUGAAGCUUGUUGAAACAAAGAGGGAUGUGGCUUACCCCUUUGUCCUUUUGCUUAUCAAGUUGAUUUUGAUUCUUCCGGUUGCUACUGCAAGUGUAGAGAGAGUAUUUUCUGGAAUGACGUUUGUGAAGAAUAAGUUGCGAAAUAGAAUUGGUGAUAAACCUUUGAAUGAUUGUUUGGUGACUUUCAUUGAGAAAGAAAUGUUUGUACAAGUCUCAGAUGAUGAUAUAGUCCAUCGCUUUGAGGAAAUGAAGGCUCGUAGAAAAAUAAAUUAG
Salvia splendens (bonfire salvia) is the source of this 714-nucleotide messenger RNA. RefSeq lists its product as uncharacterized. The record is from RefSeq and is a predicted model, not a curated record. Bases 1 to 714 code for a protein of 237 amino acids. Gene Ontology annotation, molecular function: protein dimerization activity. Lineage: Eukaryota; Viridiplantae; Streptophyta; Magnoliopsida; Lamiales; Lamiaceae. The transcript is spliced from 2 exons.